Hibiscus syriacus is the source of this 678-nucleotide messenger RNA. RefSeq names its product dnaJ homolog subfamily B member 6-B. The transcript is spliced from 6 exons. Gene Ontology annotation, cellular component: nucleus; cytoplasm. Bases 74 to 478 code for a protein of 134 amino acids. Lineage: Eukaryota; Viridiplantae; Streptophyta; Magnoliopsida; Malvales; Malvaceae. The record is from RefSeq and is a predicted model, not a curated record. Gene Ontology annotation, molecular function: protein-folding chaperone binding; protein folding chaperone.
AAUUUAAUUAAUUAUACAUUAUAUUAAAAAAAAAUCCAGCACCGAAAAGUUCACCCUCACUGAAAAUUCAGAAAUGCAAGGCGUUGAAGCCAGGCUCUUGCUAGGCUUCCCCCCGAAUUCUCGCCCUACUCCUUCUCAGAUUAAAGCGGCUUAUAGAAAGAAAGUAUGGGAGUCGCAUCCUGACUUGUUUCCAGUUCACCAAAAGCCUUCGGCGGAGUCUAAGUUCAAGUUGAUUGCAGAAGCUUAUACAUGUCUACAGUCAGGUUCAGGAGGAGGAGGUUCAUUUUCGGCUACGUAUUCACAUGUUGCGAGAACGGGAGUACCAAAGGCUCAUGGGGGAAGAAAAAACCGUGCUUUGAUUCAGAUUCCUUUCCUUCUUAUAGUUCUGGGAACUGUUGGACUCGGGGGAUUAAACGCCACCAGGGCUUAUAGAAAGCAAAAAGAGACGUGCCCUUCCCACAAUCCAUUCCUCCCUUGAACAAGACCUCGAACUGGGAAUUACGUUGUUCUUCCAUUUUUUGUAUCAGUAUGGAAGCUUCAAUAUAUAUGAGCCUUGUGUAUCAGAAUUGACACGAAUUUGGGUAAUAUCGUUAUACCUUUGACCUUAAUCUGUUUAAGUGCUUGGUUGAGUGUAAUAAGCAUGCGUUGAAUCAGUUGGGCCAAUUGAUUCAUUUGGUU